AUGCCAAGCCGCUCUGGGUCAGCCCCAAACACACCACUCACACCCCGCAAUACAUUUUUUGUGCCAACCGACUACCAAGACACAGUCCCUGGUGAAUUUGAGGAAAAGUUAAAACAAACUCAGAACUCCCGUCCUCAGACAUCUGUCAGUGUCAGCGAGUACUCCCGCAAGGAAUACCAGCCUAGGCCGUCCCCCAAACUGACCAGAGCAAGCUCCAAGAUCUUUGAGAAGGUGCGCGGUUUCGAAGAGCGAAGGCGAAGCUGUGACCAUGAAGGCUCCAUCUCGGGACGGUCCUGGGCCGGGUUCAACCGCGCUGUGUCCGUUGACUCAGACGACGGAGGGAGCCGGUUGGGCAUCUCCAGAGAGAGUUCGAGGGAAGACCUACGAGAGGCUCUGAAGGUGGACGCUGCCGAACGGAGGUCCAAUUUCAGACAGAAGGCUGCGUCCUUGGAGGACUGCAGGCCCCGUACCACCCAGAAGGUCCAGGACAUCGAUAACAAGUUCACUGAAGAGCUUCAACGAAUCAAGAAGCUUGUGGGUAAACUUCACAUGAAGAAGUCAUUCUCCACCGAGCAGCUCUCGCUCAGGGCAAGAGGUAGGCAGCCCUUGAGGAAGAUUGAGCCCCUCCCACCGCAAAUUCUCCAGAAGCUCCAGGAAAGGGAGCGUGUCCAUCAGGAGAAGGAGCAGAAAGAGACAGAACAGCCUAAAGAGGUAGCACCACCAAAAUCACCACGACUGCACCUACAAGAACAAGCACGACAGGGGCAGCCUUCGCCCCAAACCCACGAGACUGAGGGCCCCUCCAUGAGUAACAUAACAGUCAGUAGAUUGGGAGAUGUAGCAGCCACUCCAGAAUCUAUGCAACAGGCUGACUUACUGGGACAGAGGCCAACAAGACAGGUAAAUCGAGCAAGUCCAGUCAGGGAGAUCCGUCAGAGGUCUCCAUCACCAGCAAAGAUGCAGCUGCAGAGGGCUUACGAUCCAUCGGCAAAUCGCCAACAACAGGAAGAGUCACCAAGCAGAACUGUUGUCAACAUGACGUUAUGCAAAGUUGUUCAGAGGGUAUCUCGUAUGCAAGAAUCUCAGGACAUCCAAGAAUCUCCUGCCCAAAAGUCCCCAAAGGAAGAAUUGUCAGGAAGGAAAAUACCUGUAGAGGUAGCCUUAAGAAAAGUAGAGCAUAGACCAGAAAGUCAAUUGGUACAGAGAAAGCCUUCCGUUGUACAAGAGCAUCCAAUACAACCUCUGCAAAAACCUCCACGGCUGGUUACCUCUUCUACAAACAUUCCAGUCUCCCCAUCUGAGGAGAAAAUGGAAGUGGAGUUAAUCAAGCCAGACCCCAAGCUAAUCAUACCUACCAUCAUUGUCGAAGAAGAGCCCAUGGAAGAGGAAGUUCCUCCAGAGACUAACAAGUCUAAGGAACUGACCAAUGUGAAAGAAGGCCAAACACAGAAGACCAGGGUGAAGGGUCGCUGCACUAGGCCCAUGUCUCCAGAGUUAGGUGCGAAUUAUUUUCAAUAUCAAUCUUUUUUGGUGAAAAUGAAAAUGUCUGUCAUGUGCAUAUUAGAGGCUUCUUAUCUUAUUGCCCUUGUAUUUUCAAAGUCCAAUGCUAAUGGGUAUUCCUCAGUUCUGAACACAGCCAUGAAUGUCUUCGUAAUUUCGUUAAAACUGGGUUUUCAAAUGUACGUUUUGUAAUCUGUGCAGAUUCUUCAGACGACUCUUACGUGUCUGCUGAAGAGGACCCCUUGGAGGCCCCUAUGUUUGAGUUUCCUCUUAAGGACACUGUGGCAACUGCUGGUACUGAGGUCCUGCUGAGAGUCAUCAUUGCCGGCACCCCUCUCCCAGAAGGCAAGCUAUCUCUAUCUCUAUGUAGCACAUACACUGAGUGUACAAAUCAUUAGGAACACCUUCCUAAUAUUGAGUUGCACCCCCUUUUGCCCUCAGAACAGCCUCAAUUCGUCGGAGCAUGGACUCUACAAGCUGUCGAAAGCAUUCCACAGGGAUGCUGGCCCAUGUUGACUCCAAUGCUUCCCACAGUUCCAAUGCUUCCCACAGUGUGUCAAGUUGGCUGGAUGUCCUUUGGGUGUUGGACCAUUCUUGAUACACACGGGAAACUGUGGAGUGUGAAAAACCCAUCAGCGUUGCAGUUCUUUACACACGCCUGGCACCUACUACCAUACCCCAUUCAAAGUCAUUAAAAUAUAUUGUCUCCAUUGGAGAACCCUUUGAAUAACCCUUUUGGGUGUGGAACACUUUUCACAGAGGGUUCUACCUGGAACCCAAAAUAGUUAUUCAAAGGGUUCUCCCAAGGGGACAGCCAAAUAACCAUUUUGGAAGCCUUUUUUCUAAGAAUGUAGGCACCACCUUUACUCCGGUUUGUUUUGUGCACAUUUGUUUUGUGCACAAAUGUCUUUUUGAUAUCACCUCAGCUUAUUUUUGUCUGUGUCCUUAUCUAGUUACCUGGAGACGAGACAAUAUUGAGAUCACUAACAGCCCAAACUAUGGGGUCAAAGUGGAGGGAGAGCGGUAUUCACUUCUCAUCAAAUGUGCAAAACCAAGUGAUGCUGGAACGUACUGUGUGACAGCUGCCAAUGAGGCUGGGAAAGCAUUUAGCAGUGCCACCCUUUCCAUCAAACCA
Coregonus sp. 'balchen' is the source of this 2635-nucleotide messenger RNA. NCBI's taxonomy places the organism in Eukaryota, Metazoa, Chordata, Actinopteri, Salmoniformes, Salmonidae. The record is from the annotation of a GenBank genome assembly.